GAAGGAGGAGGCGAGGCAAGGCUGUCUCUCGGAGGUACUGCCGCUAGCCGCCGAGCUGAGUGCACACGCUGCUAUGACUCUGGAGGAGAUCCACGGACAGCACGCUUUGCCGACAGAACACGACUGGAUGCAGGGUGCCAGCAAGGCCCUCCACGAGCUGCUGGUGUCGGCUCAGCGCCGCGGCUGCCUCACGGCCGGCGUCUACGAGUCGGCCAAGCUGAUGAAUGUCGAUCCCGACAACGUAGCCUUCUGUGUGCUGGCCGCGGACGAGGAGGAUGAGGGGGACAUUGCCUUGCAGAUUCACUUCACCCUGAUCCAAGCCUUCUGCUGCGAGAAUGAUAUUGACAUCGUGCGGGUGAACGACUUGGCCAAGCUGGCUGCUAUUGUGGGUCCCAGCGAGGACUCUGGGGAGCCGCGGGACUUCCACUGCAUCCUCAUCAUGAACCCGAGUGAAGAAGGCUGGAAGGACCCAUCUCUAGAAAAGCUGAACUCUUUUUGUGAAGCUAGUCGAAAUGUCAAUGACUGGGUGCCGACUGUCCCCCUGCCUGAGUGAUGGUGACCCAGUACAUCUGGGGAGGCUGAAACCUUUGUUGCAUUCUCUAUGUGGUAUGGGUUCACCAUUGUGCAACAAGCUGCUGAUUCCAUGGAUUAGCCUGGUCAAGAGACUGGAUUAAAGUCACUCAGACUGGCAUGCAGUGGGCUCUUACAGAGGAGAAAGAGAGCAGCUCACAUCACUAGUGAGCCUCAGUAGGCUGCAAGUGUGGAAAGGCUGACAUACCAUGGAACUGAAAGAAGUAUUGCAAGUUUCCUGGUCAAGUGGAGCUGUUUCAGAAGGCAGAGAGAAAGUUGAGGGAAGUGGGCCGAAACUUUCCAGAAGGACUGGACAGAGUAUUGUAACUAGGAGCUGUUCAUACUGUCUGCAAAACACGGAAGGAAGUUUGUUUUGAUGGACUACCUGGUUACUAAAUUAGAUUCCAAAGUAGACUUUAACAGGCCUCUUGGGUCACUCUGCAGAAUUAGUUUAAUAAUGCAAUAAUUUCUAUUGAACUGUUUGCUGCUGUUGAAGCUUUCAUAAUAAAUCUUUUGACAAUUAA
This is a messenger RNA of Melopsittacus undulatus (budgerigar), 1094 nucleotides long. It is a transcript of the gene GADD45G, whose product is annotated as growth arrest and DNA damage inducible gamma. The record is from RefSeq and is a predicted model, not a curated record. Bases 74 to 553 code for a protein of 159 amino acids. The transcript has 4 exons. Gene Ontology annotation, biological process: regulation of cell cycle. Gene Ontology annotation, cellular component: nucleus; cytoplasm. NCBI's taxonomy places the organism in Eukaryota, Metazoa, Chordata, Aves, Psittaciformes, Psittaculidae.